CCCCCGACCCCUGCCAGCGCCUUCCAUCUCCGCCAGGAACGCGCUGGGCGAGCCCGAUCCGCGGCCAGGCCCUCUCCCCUUCCCGGGGAGCCCCUGCCCGUCCCUCCAUUUGAGGUGUUUUCGGCGAAACGCUUGCAGCGGGGGCCGUGCCGCCUCCCCUCACGCCGAGGGGGCUGCCCGGCCCGGGGCCGGCCGCCGGGCACGUUUCCAAGACGGGAAGGCGGCCCUGCGGAGCCGGUCGCUGCUGUCAGACCCUGCGUUACCUCUCGGCCGGGACUGUCACCUCUGACUUGCGGACAGCUUCCCUCCCGCUUGCGGAGCGGGGCCAGUGCGCUGCGCUCUCGCAAGGGACAGCGCCAUCUCGACGGGGGGCACCGGGCCCGGCGCAGGCCCGCCCCGCCCCAGCGGUCUCCCCUCGGCCUUGCGCAUGCGUCCUGCGGCUGGCGGCGGCGGUGGAGGGGCCUGUUCGAUGUCGGCGGCGCCACGGAGGCUUCCGGGAAGAUGGCGGCGUGGAGAGCGGCGCUGGCGGCGGCGGCCCGCGCUCCGCUGAGGGGGCGGCUCGCCGGGCUGCGGCCCCCGCGGAGCCAGCAGCGCCCGCCCAGCUGGAGGCUCGCAGCCGCCCUCGUUGGGGGAGGCUCCCUGGCGGCGUGUUACGGCGGGCGGCCGGGCGUGUUCCCCGCGGUCCUGGCUCAGAAGGAAGAUGUUAUUAAUGCGGAAAGGGACGAAAGACUGUCUCUUCGGAAGCAUCGUUUCAUGCAUUUUGCAUCAUUGGAAUAUGAAGGAGAAUAUUACAUGACACCAAGAGAUUUCUUGUUCUCAGUAAUGUUUGAUCAAGUUGAACGUAAAGCCUCAGCCAAGAAACUGACAAAAAAGGAGGUAGAUGCUGCACUGCUGUGUGUUGCCAAAGCUAAACCAGGACCGACCUUUUUUAGAGAGCUUGGUGAUAAAGGGAUGAUAUCUUAUGCAGAGUACCUAUUUUUACUCACAAUCCUUACGAAACCCCAGACUGGAUUUCAGAUUGCUUUUAAAAUGUUGGAUACAGAUGGCAAUGAACAAGUUGAAAAGAAAGAAUUCUUUAAGCUACAGAGAAUCAUUGGGAAGGAAGAUGAUUUGAAAAUAGCUGGAGACGAAACAGUAUUUCGGGGAUCAGAACUGGAAGGCUCUGGUGUUAAUACCAUGUUGCUGGUACAUUUCUUUGGAAAAGAAGGAAAAGAAAAACUUCGCUAUUCUGAAUUUUUCAGAUUCAUGGAAAAUCUGCAAACAGAAGUCCAAGAAAUGGAAUUCAUAAAGUUUUCAAAGGGUUUGAAUGUCAUGAGAAAAGAAGACUUUGCAGAGUGGUUACUGUACUUCACCGAUGAGGAAAACAAUGAAAUUUACUGGCAGAACGUGAAAGACAGAAUUGAAGCAGGAGAGAAUAUCAGUUUGGAAGAAUUCAAGACUUUCUGCAAGUUUACAAACAACCUGGAAGACUUUUCUAUUGCCAUGCAGAUGUUUACUGGAGCCAAUCGUCCUGUUAAACGGGCUGAGUUCAAGAGAGCAGUGAAGGUGGCAACAGGGCAGGAGCUCUCAGAUAAUGUUCUGGAUACCAUCUUCAAGAUUUUUGAUCUAGAUGGAGACGACUGCCUGAGCCAUGGCGAGUUUCUUGGAGUCCUGAGGAACCGAAUUCAUCGAGGUUUGAGGGUACCACAACAGCAAGGCAUUCAAGGUUACUGGAAAUGUGUGAAAAGAGAAAGCAUUAAAGGAGCCAAAGAAGUGUGGAAGCAAACUGGGAAAAGUCCGUUUUAAAGCAGUCCAUUGUUCUUUUGCUAUAAAUGUUGUUAUUUAGAGGAGUUUGUCUGUCCUGUUUACAUAAGAGCUAAAUCAAAAAGACUUUUUUUUUACUAUCGUUAAACUUUAAUGAACCCAGUUUCUAAUGCAAUAAUUUUAUAUCGUUCUAGUGCAAUCGGUUUGGUUUACAGAACUGUUAUCGCUUUUGACCUCCAUACAGAAGUACUUUUGUUCUAGGGAAUAGUGUUGUUUACUCCUCUGUGGAGUCUGACCCUGCACUGUAGCGUACAGGAUACACCAGGCUUAAUAGUGGCCACUGGCAGGAACGUCACAGCAAUAUCAUCUCCUGUUGGAAGAGCGGGCAUCUGAGAUGUCCGCUCUUAGCCAUGUUAGCCACUAACACGGCAGUUCUCUUUCCCUGGCAGGGACAGAGGUCCAAAACACGAAACCACUUGCACAAUCCAUGCAAAUCAAGUUAUCCUAAAUCAGAAAGGAAAAUUCACGUGGUCCGUGCCCUCAUUACUGUGAACUGCUCAUGUGCUAGUUCCUGGUGGAUGAUUCCACCAGAUCCUGUGUGGAUGUUUGGUUUGUCUACCUUCAUGAUGAUAAUAUUAAACUGGAAAUAUAAGACUGUUGAUAUAAUCUUUAAAAGUUGUACAUGGAUCUAUGAAUGUGCAGAGUCUCUCAGACCUCUUCAACAAAGAGUAUAAGUGAGAAGCAGAAAUCCUCAUUCUAUCAUAAACAGCAGUAACUACAAUUUGAAUCAUAACUGUGUUGCUUUAAUUGUACUGCAGAAGGUGAAUGUGUAACAAAUAGUUUCUUUAUCUUAGUAAACGUUGUGACAGGGAAUGCUGCAGUAUCUCAGGAAUUCAAGAUCGUAAUAAGUGUUGGGGAAAAAUAAGUCCAAUGAAAAGUAAAUAAAAAUGUUUAUUAUUCCAAACUUUAAAGUUAGACAUAAGAUCUUAAACAGUAAAGCAAGGAACACAUCAAAAUUAACAUUUAGCAACUAUAGAUUAAUAAUUUUUAGCUAUAACACAGUGCACAUCUGUGUAUAUACAUGUGUGCAUGUUACAUGUUUUUUCUUUCUUACAGCCUUAGGAGCUGAUAGUCCCAGGUCCAGAUCAGCCUUCCUGGCUGGCCACUUUAUACAGGAGAUAGACUUACCCAUAAAGCUCUCAAGAUUCUUCCUCUUUCCCCCUCCCAGUUGUCUGACUUGUCUUGGCUGUGGUGAAAGCUUGACCUUCCAAGAUGGGUUUGUGAUAACAGACUCAAAAGAGGGACUGGGGAAAUGUCUCCAAGAAACGUCACCACUCUGUGAGGAAGUAUCCAUCCCUUUUAAGCAUGACACUAGCCGUGUUAUUCUCAAAGUUGUAUAUAAGCUCAACAGGAGGCGUUUGGUUGUCAUUUCUUUGGGGUUUGAAUGGGGGAGCCUUGAGAAGAGGGGAACCUUCCAUGAUAGAUACCAGAGCAGCCCUCACUCAGAUGAGGGACAGGAGACACUGCAUUAGGAAGCCAUAAAGAUGCCACCUAAGGAGUACUGAGAUUACAGAGAAUGUAUUUGGUAUGUCAGUACUUGCCAGGCAAGCUUGUGCUGAGGAGGGGUCCUCCCACCUGAGCCUCAGUCCGGUGGUCUCAUGUAGGGAAAUAGAGUGAGAAGGUAGCAAAGCAGCAGUGUGCCACUCUUCCCUCCACGGCCUUCACUUGCAGCUUUAAAUUGUGUUACAGAGAAAAUGCUUGUACUCUUGUCAUCUGUGGAGUGCACCCAGAGUCACCCACCAGAACAAGAGCAUGUCUGUGCAGGUGUCCUGAGACCUGUCUAGAAGAUCAGGCACUGGUAACCACCAAGGAUCCUUUAGUUCCCCAGGAAACCAUCAGAAUAAAAUAAAAUGCAGUAAGUGCCUCAGCCUCGCCCCAUCAAACUUAACAUAUGCCCCACUCAGGGGGCACCAGGAAAUCAGGUAGCUGGUUUACUUUGUGUGUUUGGAAGUUGCUUGCUGCUUCUGGUGAUGGGAGCUAUGAGAAAGAGCUAACGGGAGCAAAGGCGGGGUGGUGGGACUGGCAUCGAAGUACCCCAGCCAGCUUCACAACACCAAAUAGUAAAAGACACAAUCGAGCAAGAUGCAUCUGUAUCACAAAAGUCUGUGUUCACCCGACAUGUGCUUAGUUCCAGCUCUGCCCUUAAUGCAAGGCUGCCUUUACUUGUUGCUGUUAAUAUUUUGGCAAAUCAUUUUUACUUUGGAAUGGAGAUUAUUCUUUAACAUUUUUAUCCUGUGUAAUGUUAAUGGGUUUGUGAUGUUCUUUAUUGCUUUUGUGGUUUCUUUCGUUUACGAAUUACUUGCUUCCUACAAGCUGUUUGGUUUUCUUUUGGAAGCAUCAAUUCAUUUAGCUUUAGUGUAUCUAGAAGUUUAAUUCCUCAUUGCUCAUUUGUAUCUGGGUUUGUGCAAUCAGCAGUAUCUGCUUUUGGCAGCAAGUUACUAAAAAUGGGUUUUCAGGUUUUAUUUUUUAGCAAGAGCUUUGGUGUCAAGUUCAGAGGAAAAUGAGAAGAGAUACGCGCAUUUUUAAAUUAACUUUGUAGUAAAAAAAAGAAAUUAAAUUAUUGAAUAGGAGUUAAAAUACAGUUAUGAAACAUUCUCACAAGCUAUCCUGAAAGUAUAGCUGGGAAGAACUACUUUGAAGACCAGGGAAGACUUGUCCAUCAGGGUUGAAGAAUCAGCCUCUUCAAUUUUAUAGUCUGUUUUUGUUUGUCUUAACUUAAAGGCUUUACAAAACUGUCUUAAAUAAUUUCUCAUGUUCUGAUUUCUCAACCUUAGGUGGAAAGAGCUGUUUACAUGUUUAGAUUGACCUUGUCUUGUAAGGAAUCCAUCGUAGUUUUAGCAUUAGAAGGUUUAGUUUCUUUUAGUAGCUGUAUGGUAUUUGCAACCUGCCUGUCAGCAUUACUCACACACAGUUUAGUUAAUCUGCUGCCAAUCUAUCAGUUAAACUUAGCAGUUCUGACUUUUUUUAACUCUUCCUCCAAACAGAAAUAUAUACAAAAACUAAAUAAAAUUCAUUUUUCUAAAAA
Molecule: messenger RNA, 4828 nt
Organism: Phalacrocorax carbo (great cormorant)
Lineage: Eukaryota; Metazoa; Chordata; Aves; Suliformes; Phalacrocoracidae
Source: RefSeq, a predicted model, not a curated record